Molecule: messenger RNA, 8893 nt
Organism: Mesocricetus auratus (golden hamster)
Lineage: Eukaryota; Metazoa; Chordata; Mammalia; Rodentia; Cricetidae
Gene: Taok1
Product: TAO kinase 1
Exons: 20
Coding region: 742-3747 (1001 amino acids)
Biological process (GO): execution phase of apoptosis; protein phosphorylation
Molecular function (GO): ATP binding; protein kinase activity
Source: RefSeq, a predicted model, not a curated record
GGGAAGGGGGGGAACCUGGGCAGCGGCCGAGCUCUGUGGCUUCAGGGCUUGGAAGGCGAGAGGGAGGGUGGUGAAGAGAGUGAGUCGGUGCCGCCGCCCGCUUGAGGAGAGAGGAGGGGUCCCGCUCGCCUUGCGCCCUUCGCGGGCUAAGAGUGCGGAGCAGUCGCGAAACUCCCAGGCCUCUCGGCCCCUGGGGACCCCGCCCCGCCGCCCGCCGGCCCGCGGCCUCUCUUCCCUUUGUGAGUGCCCCCUUCCCAGGGGUGCUGGUGGUGGCGGACGGGUGCGCGUGGGCCCGCCCGCCGAGGGGCCGCGGCGGGGGACCGACAGGGCCUCGGCUGUGAGGACCGGAGGCGGCCGAGGCCCGGGCCGGUUCCCCCGAGGCGGCGGCGGCGACUCCCGGCACUUCCCCGCGCCAUCUUAACUGAGUCCGAGCGUUAAGGGCGCCUCCUCGACCCCGGUCGUCCCCUCGUCCUCCCCCCCCCCCCCCCGGCCCCUUGUCGCAGAGCUUGGGCUGGGCGGCUGGGGGGGGGGGGGGCGGCGGUCUGUCGCCCGGCCCCCUCCUCCUCACUCCUGGCUCUCCAGCACCGCGGCCACCGGAGCGCUCUAGGGGUCUGCGCUCGUCUACUCCGCCCCAGACCUGCCGGCGAAGGGUUUAUGCCAGCGUGGCUUCAUUCAUACAGAUGAACCAAGCAUUGGGAUAGCAGUAUAAAAUUAGAAUCAGACAGCUGACUGCUCAGCAGGAUGCCAUCAACUAACAGAGCAGGCAGUCUAAAGGACCCUGAAAUUGCAGAGCUCUUCUUCAAAGAAGAUCCAGAAAAGCUCUUCACAGAUCUCAGAGAAAUUGGCCAUGGGAGCUUUGGAGCAGUUUAUUUUGCUCGAGAUGUGCGUACUAAUGAAGUGGUGGCCAUCAAGAAAAUGUCUUAUAGUGGAAAGCAGUCUACUGAGAAAUGGCAGGAUAUUAUUAAGGAAGUCAAGUUUCUACAGAGAAUAAAACAUCCCAACAGUAUAGAAUAUAAAGGCUGCUAUUUACGGGAACACACCGCAUGGCUAGUAAUGGAGUAUUGUUUGGGUUCUGCUUCAGAUUUAUUAGAAGUUCAUAAAAAGCCAUUACAAGAAGUGGAAAUAGCAGCAAUUACACAUGGUGCUCUCCAGGGAUUAGCUUAUUUACAUUCUCAUACCAUGAUCCAUAGAGAUAUUAAAGCAGGAAAUAUCCUUCUGACAGAACCAGGCCAGGUGAAACUUGCCGACUUUGGAUCUGCUUCCAUGGCCUCCCCUGCCAAUUCUUUUGUGGGAACGCCAUAUUGGAUGGCCCCAGAAGUAAUUUUAGCCAUGGAUGAAGGACAGUAUGAUGGCAAAGUUGAUGUAUGGUCUCUUGGAAUAACAUGUAUUGAAUUAGCGGAGAGGAAGCCUCCUUUAUUUAAUAUGAAUGCAAUGAGUGCCUUAUAUCACAUAGCCCAAAAUGAAUCCCCUACACUACAGUCUAAUGAAUGGUCUGAUUAUUUUCGCAACUUUGUAGAUUCUUGCCUCCAGAAAAUUCCUCAAGAUCGCCCUACAUCAGAGGAACUUUUAAAGCACAUGUUUGUUCUUCGAGAGCGCCCAGAAACAGUGUUAAUAGAUCUUAUUCAAAGGACAAAGGAUGCAGUAAGAGAACUGGACAAUCUGCAGUAUCGCAAGAUGAAGAAACUCCUUUUCCAGGAGGCACAUAAUGGACCAGCAGUAGAAGCACAGGAAGAAGAAGAGGAACAAGAGCAUGGUGUUGGCCGGACAGGAACAGUGAAUAGUGUUGGAAGUAAUCAGUCCAUUCCCAGUAUGUCUAUCAGUGCCAGCAGCCAAAGCAGCAGUGUUAACAGUCUUCCAGAUGCCUCAGAUGACAAGAGUGAGCUAGACAUGAUGGAGGGAGACCAUACAGUGAUGUCUAACAGUUCUGUUAUCCACUUAAAACCUGAGGAGGAAAAUUACAGAGAAGAAGGAGAUCCUAGAACAAGAGCAUCAGAUCCACAGUCUCCACCUCAAGGGUCUCGUCACAAAUCACAUUAUCGUAAUAGAGAACACUUUGCAACUAUACGAACAGCAUCACUAGUUACAAGACAGAUGCAAGAGCACGAGCAGGAUUCUGAACUUAGAGAACAGAUGUCUGGUUACAAGAGGAUGAGGCGGCAGCAUCAAAAGCAGCUGAUGACUCUAGAAAAUAAACUAAAGUCAGAGAUGGAUGAACACCGUCUCAGAUUAGACAAAGAUCUUGAAACUCAGCGUAACAAUUUUGCUGCAGAAAUGGAGAAACUUAUCAAGAAACACCAAGCUGCUAUGGAAAAAGAGGCUAAAGUAAUGGCCAAUGAGGAGAAAAAAUUCCAGCAACACAUUCAGGCCCAACAGAAGAAAGAACUGAAUAGCUUUUUGGAGUCCCAAAAAAGAGAAUAUAAACUUCGAAAAGAGCAGCUUAAGGAGGAGCUGAAUGAAAAUCAGAGCACACCUAAAAAAGAAAAGCAGGAAUGGCUUUCAAAGCAGAAGGAGAAUAUACAACAUUUCCAGGCAGAAGAAGAAGCUAACCUUCUUCGACGUCAAAGGCAGUAUCUAGAACUAGAAUGUCGUCGCUUCAAGAGAAGAAUGUUGCUUGGGCGACAUAAUUUGGAACAGGACCUUGUCAGGGAGGAGUUAAACAAAAGGCAGACUCAGAAGGACUUGGAACAUGCUAUGCUACUACGACAGCAUGAAUCCAUGCAAGAACUGGAGUUUCGCCACCUCAACACUAUUCAAAAGAUGCGCUGUGAGUUGAUCAGACUGCAGCAUCAAACUGAGCUCACUAACCAGCUGGAAUACAAUAAGCGAAGGGAACGGGAACUAAGGCGAAAACAUGUUAUGGAAGUUCGACAACAACCUAAGAGUUUGAAGUCUAAAGAACUCCAGAUAAAAAAGCAAUUUCAGGACACAUGCAAAAUUCAAACCAGACAGUACAAAGCAUUAAGAAACCACCUACUGGAGACUACACCAAAGAGUGAGCACAAAGCUGUUCUGAAAAGACUCAAGGAGGAACAGACUCGGAAGUUAGCCAUCUUGGCUGAGCAGUACGAUCAUAGCAUUAAUGAAAUGCUUUCCACACAAGCUCUGCGUUUGGAUGAAGCACAGGAAGCAGAAUGCCAGGUUUUGAAGAUGCAGCUGCAGCAGGAACUGGAGCUAUUGAAUGCAUAUCAGAGCAAAAUCAAGAUGCAGGCCGAGGCCCAACAUGAUCGAGAGCUUCGAGAGCUGGAACAGAGGGUCUCCCUUCGCAGGGCACUCUUAGAACAAAAGAUUGAAGAAGAGAUGUUGGCUUUGCAGAAUGAACGCACAGAACGAAUACGUAGCCUGCUCGAGCGUCAAGCCAGAGAAAUUGAAGCUUUUGACUCUGAAAGCAUGAGACUAGGUUUUAGUAACAUGGUCCUUUCUAACCUCUCCCCUGAGGCAUUCAGCCACAGCUACCCAGGAGCUUCUAGUUGGUCUCACAAUCCUACUGGGGGUCCUGGACCUCACUGGGGUCAUCCCAUGGGUGGCACACCACAAGGUUGGGGCCAUCCAAUGCAAGGUGGACCCCAGCCAUGGGGUCAUCCCUCAGGGCCAAUGCAAGGGGUCCCCCGAGGUAGCAGUAUGGGAGUCCGCAAUAGCCCCCAGGCUCUGAGGCGGACAGCUUCUGGGGGACGGACGGAACAGGGCAUGAGCAGAAGCACGAGUGUCACUUCACAGAUAUCCAAUGGGUCACACAUGUCUUACACAUAGUAAUUGAAAGUGGCAAUUCCGCUGGAGCUGUCAGCAAAAGAAACUGCCUACAGACACCAUCACAGCAACCUCCUCCCUUGGGCACUACCUUGUGGAAGCUGAGUGCAUAUGGUAUAUUCUAUUCGUUUUUGUAAAGCGCUAUGUUUUGUGUUUACUAAUUGGGAUGUCAUAGUAUUUGGCUGCCAGGUUUUUGUGAUUGGCUUUUUGUUUCUUUGUUUUUAAAUUUUGGAAAAUUUUAAAAGUGGGAAUAGAUAAAUAAUUUCAUAUGUGUGGCAAGAAGAAAUUGGCUUAAUAGAAGGGGUUUUAUCUGAACAAUGUAAAAAUAAAAUGAACCAAACUGGCCUGAAUCAUCACUUUAGGAUGUCCAUAGCCUAAAAAGGUUAUUGGAAGAUGUAAAGCCUUCCUCCAUAUCCCAGAUUCCCAAGUCACUGACAGCAGGCGGCAUCUGUACUGAAACACACUCUUACUGACACAUACCUCCACUCCUUAUCAGUGCAUCCUCUCUUUGUGAAAUUGGUCUGACUUCUCAACCUCAUUUGGGCUAAAAAGCAGAAAACCAUGAACAUUAAAAGAUUGUAUUUACCUUUUUAGGUGGUAGAAAAUCAUUUAGUUCUUUGCUAAAUGCUUCAGAAGUUUGUUGCUGAUUUUGUAGGUUGUAUCGUUGUAAGAUGGAGUUGCUUAAGGAGAUCAUAAGCUGUCUGGAGUUUGCACUAACAAGCCUGUGAGCUAUCAGAGGGAAAAUCCAAAGCGUUAGGGGGCCCUCAAAGUUCCUAUGAUAAAUAUAUGUUCAGCAUGGAACGAGGAGAUAAAGCCUAUAUAUCCUGACAUUUUGUUUCUUGUGCAGUGAUAUCUCAUGCUACCCAAACUAUAAGACCCCAAACAGUACUUUUGCUUUGUUUGUACAUAAACAAAGACACUUAGCCAACACAAAGCAAAUGCCAGAGGUGUUUGAAUGAUGCCAUAUUUGUUAGCUGCCAUCUAUUAGAAUACUCAUCACACUACAUAGACAUAAUUUUAUUAUCUAUCCCCUUUUUGGCUUAUGGGAUUUCCUGUUUACAAGUAGCAAUAGUCGAUUCUUUAAAUAUUUCGUUGCCACCAGGAGUCACUGAGCCAUGACUAUCAGCUGCUGACUAAUCUUCACACUGUAGAUGCUGCUUCAUCUGCAGGCCCUCUGUAUUUAGUCAAUGUUUUUGUUGCUGCAGUACCUUACAAACUUUUAGUUCACUGAGACUUGGUGACCAUCUUAGCCCAGGUUAUGUCACACAAUAGCAAAUUCCCUUUCAGAAGUCUCUAGCUUAGUGCUAAAAUACUACUGAGAAAGAAACUAAGGUAGUUUGGUGAGUAAAAGAAAACAGAAAUUAAAAAUAAGUUAUAUAGUGGUCAGGGAACACUAACUGGGGAGUGUGUUCUGUCUUUUCUUCAAUGAAGGAUCAAUCCAGUGUUCUCCAUCAGUGCUAGUUAGAAUCCUCUGGUUGCUUGUGUAGAGCUUGAGUUGGAGGUAGGAAAGGGGUAAUGCCAUUUUUAGUGACAGACCAGAGUUUCUUACAAGUUACUGUCCUCCCUUUUCAGUUAUCUUGAAGAGCUCUUGCUGCUAACUCUGGGUCCUGCUUUUCAUGUAAUUAGAGGGCAAGAACACACUUAAUCAUACUUAGAACAAGCUAGUGACCGAAUUGUCAUCUGCUACUAUUGAAGUUCUUUGUUUUCUUAACCACAUCUUAAGUCUUGUCCAGGUAUGCCAUUCCAAUCUCCCUAACUUACCUCCUUAAGGAAUUUCUAACUUUGGUUUGAGAGUUUCUGACACUAACUAAAAGAAAAAUUAGAUCAGGGUGUGGUAGCACAUGCUUAUAAUCCCAGCACCUGGAAGGUAGUAGUCUGGGGUUCAAGACUGCCUUCAGGAGUCUCGCAAAGGGAAGAAAGAUGCUAUACUAUAGAUCCUUUGAAAACCGAUAGAAGGUUGAUGGCAGAAUUCACACUUUUAAAUAGGUUCUACAUUAGUUUUUAGGUAAACAUAUACUUAGAGCUAAUGAAAAGGACUUUUGUUUUCUGGUUUUUUUUUUAAUUCAAGAUACUAUUUUGAGUUUCAAACAUAUUGAGAGUUCUGUAUAUUUGGAGGAAAUUAGGGAAAGCUUUAGAUUUAAUAGGCUGUUCUGAACUAUAAAAGACCAUCUCUCAGAAAAAUGGACAAUCAAGUCAGGUAGUGAUGGCAUACACCUUUAAUCCCAGCUCUUGGGAGGCAGAGGCAGGUGGAUCUCUGUGAGUUCUAGACCAGCCUGGUUUACAGAGCGAGUUCCAGGACAGCUAUGGCUGUUAGACAGAGAAACCCUGCCUCGAAAAACCAAAAAAAUAAAAAAGACCAUUCUUCAUGAAUCUGACCCCUAUCUGCUACUGGAGGAUUAGAAUGGGAAAGCGGGUCAGGUGGGAAUUUUAAAAAUUCUUUCAGACUCCAAACUACUACCAGAAAUAUAUAUUAUAGUCCAGCUGUGAGCCUUCCUAGGUCAGACUGAGUUGCUGAGUCCACUUUGAUCAUAAUGUACUCAUACUAGUGUGAUUUUUGUACUGACCGACUGUGUCAUCUCUAAUAGAGAUUUCUGCCUCAUCUAAUUGUGUGGCACCCAGCUUUCCCAUGUAGGUCAUGAUUACACCGUCAAUUUAGUUAAAAUACAUGUAGUUUGAAAAAUGAUUAAAAUGAAUAGAUUUAUGUGUUUGUAAGCUACAACUUCUGAGGAAUCAUGUACAUGGCAGGAUUUUUGUAAAAACUGGUAGCAGGAAAAUUUGAAAGGGUUUGAAAUGCCCUGAAGACAGGGCAUGCACUUUCUGAGAGAAAAAAAUGUCAACAUUUUAUCAGAUUAACACCACCUCCUCCCUAGUUAUCCACUCAUUAUAUGUGUGUUUAAGAAAGUGAAAAGCGUGGAGAACAUGUGUAGCACACCAGAAGUUACUGAUCUUAUAUCUGGUAUUCGGAGCCUACAGGGAAAUAUUUCUUGUGCUCCCAUUUUUGGGUCAGCAUUUUAAAAAUGCACAACCUCAUAUAUUGAGACAUUUUAUCCCUAAUUAAAUUCCCCAUCUUUGCACAUAACUUUAAAACUUAACUCUAACCCUACAUUGUGACAUCAGAAAGUGUUUGCACUGAGUAACAAGGUUAGCUGAAAGCGUAUUUAUUUUUAUAGCACUCCUGUCCUUCUAUUCAUUUCCAUAACUAGAUAUGAAUAGUCCUGAGCGUGAAGUCACACCCAUAGGUGACACACACUUAGUCUCAAGUUAAGGCCUUCCCAGUAAGUGAAACUUCGUACAUAGUCAUUAUCAUUUUUUGACUGCCUAGACAUCAAGUAAAUAACAUUCAAAACACUAAAGAAACUGUCCUGGAGAUUCCAUCCUGCUUCAACUUUUUGUGUACAUCCUUUUUUUCCUUUUUAGGCAGAAUUUAGUAAUUUUGUGCUUCUGUAAAUGUCUAGCAUUUUAAACAUAUAGAAUACAUUGUUUUGGACACUGGAAUAAUAUGAUUUAUUUUCACCUAUAAAAAUGACUUUGUUGUACUUGAACAUCUUUGCAUUUCUCCAUUUGUGCCAUUUACAAGUGGAAAUAAAUUGUAUUAUACCAUGAUCUACUGGCUUUUUAAAACUGUUACAUAUGCAUACUUUUGGUAUAGCUAUUUUCAUUUGUAUGUGUAUAUUGUGUAAUAUAUGUAUAUAUAUGAGUGUCUAUUUGUGUGUAUAGAUGGAUGGAUUUAACUCAUUCUAUACAUGUAUGCCAGGGCUCAGUUUUGAGUUUUGUUACUGUUUUUUACUUCUUUACCCUUUGUUAAGGCAAGGAUGUGUGUGUUUUUAAAGAGUUCUCUAGGCUGAUAUUUAUAAGAAAGUGAUUAGUAAAUGCAGUCUUUUCUUUUUAAUCCCUUAACACUUGUAUGAGUAAGGAGAAAGUAAAAUGAAACCAUAAAUUACAGUAUAGUAAAAAUGUGAUAGGGAAGGAGCCAGUUGGUGUUUCUUUGAGUUUUUUGUUUUGUGUUUUUUUUUUUCUACAAUGCAAUAAAACAUGAGCAGGAGAAAAAUGAACUGUGCAAAGAACCCUGGUGGUGGUUUUCUGCAAAGGUAAAAAGCCAAUGAGUCACAUUCUUAAUGGGCUUUUUGGAUCUCUUAGUGUUGAUGCUAUGAUCGAUCUUCUCUUGUUCAUUUUUACUUUCAAUACUAAUAGUUGUGUAUUUUGCUGAGGAUCAAAACUGCCGAGAAAGAAAUUACUACUAAAACAUAUCUAAGGUUCUCCUAAACUGUAAAAUCACAGGAGAUGGUCACUGAGAAAGAAGGCAUGAUACUGGUUUGAAGGGCUGUCUCCUUUUAACUUACUAUCUUACUUGCCGAUAGUAAGUUCUUUAUGCACCUUCCACCCCUUCUGAGCCACUACUAUUCAAGCUGAGAUUUGGUCCAACACAACACCCCUUUCUUAGUUUUGUUUCUUUUCUUUUGAGACAGGGUCUUGCCAUGUAACCCUUUCUGGUCUGGUAAUUGAUGUUUACCCAAGGCUGGCCUCAAAUUCCUAGUACUCCUGUCCCAGCCUCCCAAGUAGUGGGAUUACAGUUGUGACCCACCAUGCUCAGCCACAGCAACCCUUUCUUUUGGAGGUUUUAUAGUUCUGCAUUUGACUCUUGUUCAGAAUGUGAAGUGUCCUAAUGUGUAUUAAAGUCAGAAAAAUAAUAUAUUUAAGCUGUACUAAGUGUGAAUCUGCUAUAAUGAUGAAAAAUUCUCACUUCUUACAUAGAUCCUUCUCUAAGGAGCAAAGUCAAAAUUUGGGCUGUCAUCAUUGAGCUGCUUAGCAAAAUACAGGUCAUUAUUGAAGAUAAACACAUUCUGUUUUGUUUUGUCCCCCCCCCCCCCCCGUUACAGAAGUCUCCCUUCCCUGGUUUAGCAUCGCCUUUUAAAAGGCACUCACCCUUAGUUAAGAACUGGAAAUUCCCACCCUCGGAUUCCUUAAAGGAUGAAGAGUGUGCUGUACACUCAGCAUACGUGCCUCUUGUAUGCAAGGACUACUGACUGAAGUCUGUUUUGCUGUCUGGUUAUGUUGUCUGCACUUUUAUGAAAUCACUACAGUAGAACUACGUUGGAAAUAACUAUUAAUUUGUAAAGAAAUUUUUAUUAAACACUGUAGAAAAAGUGAA